Molecule: messenger RNA, 1746 nt
Organism: Hyphopichia burtonii NRRL Y-1933
Lineage: Eukaryota; Fungi; Ascomycota; Pichiomycetes; Serinales; Debaryomycetaceae
Gene: MSK1
Product: lysine--tRNA ligase
Exons: 1
Coding region: 57-1670 (537 amino acids)
Biological process (GO): mitochondrial lysyl-tRNA aminoacylation
Cellular component (GO): mitochondrion; cytoplasm
Molecular function (GO): lysine-tRNA ligase activity; ATP binding; tRNA binding
Source: RefSeq, a predicted model, not a curated record
GACGAAAAUUUUCAAUACUCGUUGUAUAAUAACUACUAAGUCGACGGGGGAAAGUAAUGUAUAGACUACCUUUAAGACGGUUCACUCGUUGCUAUUCGAUAUCAAAGAUAGAAUCAGAUAGACUUGGGCAUGCUGCUCGAAAGAAACUCAUAGCGGAGGACACCCAGAGUUACUAUCCACCGAUUCAAUCCACCAGAGGCACACGAAUGCUCAAGAUCCCGGAAUUCGUAAAUCAAUGGAGCCAUCACGAUUUCAAUCAAUAUGACAACAAAAGAUUCCCCGAACUAUACCAGGUAGAAGGGAAGAUAAGAUCAAUCAGGGCCAGUGGGAAAGGAAUGUAUUUUAUUGAUGUUAUACAAGGAGAUUCAAAAUUACAAAUAUUGGCAAAUAAUAAAUUAAUGAACUUAAGCAAAGAUGAGUUCCAUCAAUUGCACUCAUUUUUUCGAAAAGGUGAUAUAAUAAGUGGGAUUGGUUACCCUUCGACAACUAAUGUCGGGGAGUUAUCACUAAAACUUAGUCAACCAAUUAGAAUCUUAACCCCAUGUCUUAACUCAACCAUGAUUCCAGAAGAAUUGACCCAGAAAUCUAAAAUCAAUACCAACCGGGUCCUCAACUACUUGGUAAAUCAGGACUCUAUUGACACUAUGAAAAUAAGAUCCCAUAUAAUUCAAUCCAUUAGGACAUUUUUCUUGAAUAAACAAUAUUUAGAGGUCCAAACUCCAAUCCUAACUGGAGCCGGGACUGGGGCCAACGCCCAACCAUUCACCACUCAUCUGAAAAACAGUUUUUUCCAAAACCAGCCACUUCAACUAAGAGUGGCCCCGGAACUUUGGUUGAAAAAAAUGGUCAUUGGUGGAUUUGAAAAGAUUUUUGAAAUCGGGGUCAGUUUCAGAAAUGAAGGUAUCGACUCAACCCAUAACCCUGAAUUCACCACCUGUGAGUUCUAUCAAGCGUACACUUCGUUACCAGAACUAAUCGAAAUCACCGAGAACUUAUUCCAACGUCUAUACCUUGAUUUGUCUACUCUUAAUGUACCAUUACUCGAGAGAAAUUUACCAGAUCUCGUCAACUUAUCCAAGGGGAACUUCCCGAAAUAUGAGUUCAUCCCAACUUUAGAAAGCAUAACUGGCAAAACCCUCCCUUCUACUUUAGACUCGGAAAGCUUGGUCGACUACCAUCGUGCAUUAAACCAGUCUCUUCCUUCCAAUCUUUCUUCUGCUUCUUUACUCGAUAACCUUGCUUCAAUCUACCUCGAACCAAUCAUCUCCUCAAAACACCCAAAUACCCCGGUCUUCCUUUACAACCAACCAGCAGAACUAUCCCCAUUAGCCAAAUCAACCCAUAUCUCGUACUCUUCCCGUUCGUACGAGAUCUCCUUGAGGUUCGAGUGCUUUAUCAAUGGUAAAGAAUACAUAAACGCAUAUGAAGAAGAAAAUAAUCCUUUCGAACAAGCAAAGAAGUUCAAAUUGCAGCAAGUCCAAAAAGCAGACUACAAUGAUAACGAAUCCCUAAUUCCUGAUUGGAACUACGUGAAUUCCUUGGAAUACGGAUUACCUCCUACUGGGGGUUGGGGUUGUGGAAUCGACAGACUAUGCAUGUUGUUUGUCGGCAGUGACCGUAUUGAAAGCGUCUUACCAUUUGGGGGGUUGAAAGAUGUUUUCAGAAACUAAUCGUGUACUUUGUAUAGCCCUUUCUUGUAUAUAUGAACAGUUUUAACAGCCAAAAGGUUCAACUCCGAAUCUCGCC